Messenger RNA from Penaeus chinensis, 926 nucleotides. RefSeq lists its product as uncharacterized. The record is from RefSeq and is a predicted model, not a curated record. The coding region runs from base 275 to 748 and encodes 157 amino acids. The transcript is spliced from 8 exons. NCBI's taxonomy places the organism in Eukaryota, Metazoa, Arthropoda, Malacostraca, Decapoda, Penaeidae.
GCACUGCGUUUCCAGGAUCCGGCAGAGGGGCUUAUCGGUCUCGGCAACCGUGUGCGCCGCCGAAGGACCCCAGUGAGUUGCCUUCCUGUGCAGGAGAAAGAGGUCCCUGGGCGAUCAAGGAGCUGAGGCGUUGGGAUAUCCCGCAGGAGAUGUUGUUUUUUAAUAGAGAGUCUCUUUUAAGUGCCUAACUUCUCGAGUGACCACAUUAUGCAGCUCUAAGACUGUCAUAUCCGUAAAACAGAAAAGGAAUCUGACUUUGAAUAACGAAAAGGACAUGCUGACCUCUUCAAAGGGUUCACAGUCGUUGCCACAAUCUUCAGGUAUACAGCAAGUGAACGCUAUGGAAAACACGAGCUACGAGCAGAGGGUGCUGCUGUGGUCCGUGACAUGUGGCGUCGCUCUCAUCCUGGGCCUCAUGGUGACUAUCACGUGCCUCCUCCUGCGACAGAACAAGCUGCUCAAAAACAGGCGGAGCGCCAGAUCGGUCCCCCCCCCAAGGAGCGGGCGCCCGAAAUCCCGCCACAGACCAACCAAGAGGGAUGAGGAGGGGUACCUCACCCCCACCGGCCUCCCCCCGCCCGUGAGUAUGAGCGGCUUCGGCCUCGGGGAGCAGCCAGCACGACCGAAAGGCAAGCGCACGCCCAGGCCCCCCCCGAUCGAGGACUCGCCUUCGUCGUCCAUCGAGAAGCACAUCUACGAGGACGCCGACUUCCCCUACGCGUUCGACCCGGAUUCGGAAAGUUUCUAGGAGUCUCCGGAGGGCGAGAGGCGGCCACAAGACUCGGUCGUCAGGAAUCGGGAUUUUUUCCCGAACAAACACGCACACACAUGCACAGACAUACUCACACAGACAUACUCUCACACACACACACACACACACAUACAUACAUACAUACAUACAUACAUACAUACAUACAUACAUACAU